AUGAAAUUCGCUUCCCAUAUCCUUGCCGGUUUCUCGUUGCUGGCGAGCACAGCCAGCAGCGCUAGCACGCCUUACAAACCCAAGUAUCGCAUCUCCCCAAUCGAUGGAUCGAAGAUUGCGUUGCCGACAAAGGAGCAACUAGCUUUCCAAGACAAGGAAAUUGGUGUUCUCAUCCACUUCGAAAUCGCCACUUAUCUCAGCAUUGACGGCUGCAACAAUGUCCCUAACCUUGUACCUAAGGUGUCAUUGUUCGACCCGACCCUGCUUAAUACGGACCAAUGGAUGGACACUAUCUCCGCCCUGGGGGCCAAAUAUGCCACGCUGGUUGCCAAACACAAUUGCGGAUUUACCACCUGGCCCAGUGAUGUCACUUUCACGGAUCGAGAGAACAAAACUGUUCCCUAUAACUACACCAUCGCUCAAUCGCCUGUGCACGGCGAAAACGUCGUCCGAAGCUUUGUAGAUUCAGCUGAGAAGUAUAACGUCGGGCAUGGGUUCUACUACAGCGUUGUUGUCAACAACUACCUGAAUGUGCAAAAUUCCGAAGUUCGUCCUAAUACCUGGGCUCAAGGGCAGGUGAACAUCACCAACGGCACAUACGACCAAAUUGUGUUUGAUCAAUUGACCGAGCUCUGGACCAACUAUGGAAAAUUGACGGAGAUUUGGUUCGAUGGUGGUUACAGCGCAACCCAGCAGAACAAGAUUCAGAGUCUCCUAGAGGAGAAACAGCCCCAAGCUGUCAUUUUCAAUGGAUGCGAGACUAACGGAACUUGCAUAUCGCCCAAUUCAAUUCGCUGGAUUGGAACAGAGGCAGGCCAGGCGCCAGAAGAAAACUGGUCAACUGGUGUGACAAAUGACGGGGGCGAUCCUACAAGCCCGUACUUCUGCCCAGCAGAAUGCGACACGACACUACAAACAAACGACCGCUGGUUCUUUGGAGUCGACCAGCCCCUGCGUUCCAUUGAAGAAAUGAUUGAUGUCUAUCACAAGACUGUUGGACGCAACUGCCUUCUGGAAUUGGAUCUAACACCAGACCGCAGCGGAUUGAUCCCCGCAAACUAUGCAGCGCGCUACAAGCAGCUUGGUGAUUUUAUCAGCUCGUGUUAUGACAAGCCCGUUGCUCCAACAGCCAAGCAUACCUCAAACAACAAGGGAGACUACUCCAUCAAAUUUGGGUACCCCACUUCAAUCGAUCGCAUUGUUAUGAUGGAAGAUCAGACUGACGGCCAGGUGAUCCGGUCGUACCAGGUUCAUGCCAAGAUUGUUGAUGCCCUUGAUGCGAACGGCACUUUGGCCGUGCCAUUCACUCUUGUUUCUAAUGGCACCAGUAUCGGUCACAAGAAGAUUGAUCUCUUUGAUAAAGCCUAUACUGUGACUGAGGUCAUGAUCAAGACCACCUAUGUAGAUACGCCAAAAUGGCGAUCUGUCUCAGUUCAUCUUUGUGACCGUCUGGCGGCUAAUGGAACUAACACUGAAGCGGAUUAG
Molecule: messenger RNA, 1485 nt
Organism: Penicillium lagena
Lineage: Eukaryota; Fungi; Ascomycota; Eurotiomycetes; Eurotiales; Aspergillaceae
Product: Glycoside hydrolase family 29
Exons: 4
Coding region: 1-1485 (494 amino acids)
Biological process (GO): glycoside catabolic process; fucose metabolic process
Cellular component (GO): lysosome
Molecular function (GO): alpha-L-fucosidase activity
Source: RefSeq, a predicted model, not a curated record